AUGGCCAAAACUCGAGGAAGACCGGCAAAGAAAGCCGAGAAAGAAACGGAGGAAAAAACAGUCGUUUCCACCGACCAAAAAGUCCAAUUGAACCCCGACGUCGCCAAUCCUCCACAGCUUUUUAUAUUACCAGAAAACCUCAGCGAAGAAGCUCGAAUAAUCCAAAUUGAAAAUUCACGUCAUUCUACGAACAGUCCUUAUGUCGUCUGCCCCAAACGCGGUUUCUUUGAACUUACAAAGGUUUCUGCGCCGAAAUCGACUCCUCGAAGUUGGCUCUUAUCAGGGGACCAUUCCGAGGACUCGAAGGCAAAUGGGGCAGAUAUCAAGCAGACAGAAAGCAAGGGAGAGACAGUAGAUCAAUUUUCAACAAAAGGCUACGUGCUACGAAAUGCCAAUUUAAUGGUAGCCACACCAAUCGAUGCGUUAUUUCUCAUAUUACCGGCUCUCACUCCUAAAUCAGCUGCCAAAGCCUCGGGAAAGAAGCUAUUCCUUUCUGGAGAGGAUUACUUGGAUAAAAUGGCAUCCGCCUCGCCCGAACUUGCGCCCCUUCUACGGAACGAAUCAUUGCGGUCAUUGAUAGAGAAGCGUAUGGCUGUUGUAUGCGACACAGUCGAAGCAGGAGAUGAGACAAUGUACAGGGUCAAUGAGGGGAAGAUUCUCACAGCAUUGCUACAAAAGGCAAAGAAGAUGACCAAGCAGGGACUGCCUCCAAGUAUGGAGGAGAAGUUUGUGAGGAAAGCCCUUGAGGUCCCGACUCUUAUUAUUGCCUGUGAGGAGGAAGAGGAUGCGGUCAAACCCGCCAACUCUGCAAUCUCGACACCUCCUACGGAAACCCCAGAUACACAGUCCACCAUCACUUCAUUUGAGAGCACGACAAGCUCUGUUUCGCAAGCUUCCACUGCUGCUACAUCACUCUCAGGAGACUCUUCUGUUACUGUUACGGCCAACAAGAAAAGCCUACUGCCACCCAUCACUGCCCCUGAUGGGGUGGCAGAUCUCCUAAGACUCCGGACUGCCAUGUCAUUCCUCUGCUCAAAAUAUAUGGCACCAUAUAUGAGCGAGUCUAUCAAAAAGCUUGCAUCAUCGCCCGAGACCGGUACUGACUUUGCCCCCCUCGAUGCCCAUAUCGCAGAUUUGGCCAAGCUCCGACAAGAAGCCAUUGCCGCGAGAUCAUUGGGUGAUGCCUCGAGGAAACGAGGGUUCGAAGAUGACGAAGGGGACGGAGAAGGACGAGCCGAGAAGAAGCGGAAAAAGGAAGAGGAUGAAAAGAGGAAGAAAGCCGGAGAGAGUAGAGGUGUGAAGACUCUAAAGAAAGUCAAUGUUAGCGGGAUGAAGAAAAUGAGCGACUUCUUCAAAAAGAAGUGA
Hymenoscyphus albidus is the source of this 1365-nucleotide messenger RNA. NCBI's taxonomy places the organism in Eukaryota, Fungi, Ascomycota, Leotiomycetes, Helotiales, Helotiaceae. The record is from the annotation of a GenBank genome assembly.